AUGGGCAACGUUCACCCUGUGGCUGCGCCCAUUGCUCACCCUGUGGCUCCGCCAAUGCCCCCGCUGCCACAAAACUCCCAGAGAAUUCUUGCCACAAAACCAGAGCUUGCGGAGGCCUUGAUGGCCAGAAUUUCGGAAGUUUAUGUACGAGAGUGCCCUAGGAUCGAUCCAGCAUGCAUGCACUGCCUUUCUCAAAGAGCAGAGUACCUGCUGGUGUGCAACUAUCUCGCCCUCUGCGAGGGAUGCAAGAUUGACCAGAUUGGUGCGAAUGCGAUGAAAUGCCCAGUUUGUCACCAUCUCUCUGGACUCCAUGAAAUCCUGAAGGUGUUUUUGGUCAACACUCAAACCGAUGACAAUCUCCAGGCUACCCUUGGACAAAAACCACAAAUCAAUCUGAGCCGAGUUGACAACGAGACGCGGACAGUCUUACAGGGUGGGAAGCGCUGGCUCCUCCAGCGUCUCCGUCAUUUGACGAUUUCCCAACUGCAGGACGUUCUCCGGGCCAACGGCAGAGAGUUCAAGUCCUACUGGCGUCUUCCAAGGUAUGCUGAUGAGGUGUAUGACCUUGUGGAGACAGUGGACUUGAGGCCAGCAGCAAACACGAAACUGCCGUGUUUUGUAUGCCAAGUAAAUCCAAUGAGCCACAUUCUGAUGGCUUGCAAGCACGUUGGCAUGUGCUUUGAUUGCAAGAAUGCUUUACUGCUGCAUGUUGGCCCUCCACCUCCUGCUGGAUCUCGAGACGUCCGAGUGGUUUCCUGUCCUGUUUGCCGAGUGGACAAUUUUGGCCAUCAGAUUACACGGAUUGAACUUCAAGAUCCGUACUAG
Neocloeon triangulifer is the source of this 825-nucleotide messenger RNA. RefSeq lists its product as uncharacterized. NCBI's taxonomy places the organism in Eukaryota, Metazoa, Arthropoda, Insecta, Ephemeroptera, Baetidae. Bases 1 to 825 code for a protein of 274 amino acids. The record is from RefSeq and is a predicted model, not a curated record. The transcript is spliced from 5 exons.